UACUUAUUUGUUGACGCUGCGAAUGAGUGCGAGUAGCGGAUUUCUAGCUUUGGAUUCAUUAAAGGUUCAAAUAUUUGAAGAGAAGUCGUAUCGCGUAUGUAUGUAUAUACAUAUGUAUGUAUGAAUGUGUUGUACUCAGCAAAGCGCGUACAAACCGCAAAUUUUGGUUAAUACUGUGCCGAACCAUUGAUAGCGUGAGUCGUAUCAAACGGGAAAUCGGUUCUUCGACAGCUCUUCAUACACACACACACACACGUCGCUUACGGUGGCUCAAAGACACGACGAUAUCCAAACAUACCUGGUGAGUUAAACUCGCUCAUCGCCGUCCACCCCCCUCCAGUUGUGCUCGUAGUUGAACGCCUGAGCUACUGAGUCGACAAACGAGAUACACACAUUUCACUAUACACCAUCCACAUCCGCCUAUUUUCUUGCUUGCUCGCUGUGAGCUGGGAGGCAACGAACGCAGACAAAGACGACCAGCUGAGCGUACACAGUUGGCGACGACGACGACGACGGCGGCGGCGCAGACCAGGCUUUAUGGCACUUUUGCUUUUAUAUUUUCACAACAUUUUGUGAAUUUAUUCGCUCGUUGGGCUGCGGUGCUAACAGUUGAUACGGUUGACACGGUUGACGGGGGCUUAUCACUUGCUGCGCGCAAACAAAUAAACAAAGGUUGACUUAUUGGCUGUGCGUCUGGCGAAUCAAACAAACUUCGUCUUCUGAGGGUCAAAAAAAAAAGGAAAUUAAUAAAUUCAUUAAGAAAAUUUUCUUGGUCUUUCGUUAUUUAUGUGUCUUGUUUUUGGUGCUUUCGAUCGGCGUGUUUGUCGCCCGCAGACAACGGACGCUUUUCGUGCAUAAAAGUGCGGUUCUUCAUUAAAAUUUUCAUAUUUAAGAAAAAAUAUAUAUGUAUAUUCAGCACACACGCGUGUAUGAAAAGGGAACAAAAAUCACAUUAAAAACUAUUUAAAUAAAUUUGUGGGUGCAUAAAUUAGAAUAAAUAAAUAAAUAAUAAACGAGAUACACCAGAAAUGCUGGAGAGCUCACAGAUAAUGCAAUAAUGUGCCAGUGAAUGCUCGCUCACCUCGCUUCAAUGAGUUUAAUAAGAGUUUGAGCAGUUCUACAACAACAAACAAAAUAAAGAGUAAAAUUUCAGAGUGUUAAUGUACAUAAAGCGUGUAACAAAUAGUAAAAAAUAGAGAAAAUAAAAUAAAAAUAUUAUAAAUUCCUAAAAUUAAUAAAUGAAAAACAAGUAAUAAAUACCAAUUUAAACAAAAAAAAAAUAAAUUAAUUAAAGAAAUAUAUAUAUAUAUAAGUACAAACAGCAGCAGCUUCUUAGGAUUCCCCAAAACGCUGGAUUUUUGGAAUAACGAGCAUUCUGAGAAAACAACAUUUAAUCCCUCUCAGUGUGAUAAAUAUUGGGAAAAAAAUUUAAAAGACUAAAUCUUUUAAAGUCACAAUCAAAUACAGACAUAUGUAAAUAUGUAUUUAGUCUAAUGUACAUGACGGUUUUCCGCAACACGACAAAAAAAUGAAAAAGCAAUACCAAGUACGCCCGAUAAAUGCUGCGGAAAAUGAAACAAAAAAAUGAAGUGAAGAGAAAUAACAAUAAAAGUGAAUAAAUUACAAAGAAGACGAACAAGGCAAAACUCGUUAAAGGCAAUGUUAGAAAUUUUCAGCAGAACUCAAAACAAGUCAUGUAAGCUAAACGACAGCUGAGACGAGACAAAUCAAAGCAAAUUCUAAAAAAGGGCAUAAAUGAAUUAAAGUUGAGAAAAACCACAAGCUCACAAAAACAUUUACUUAGACAAAAAGUAGUAGAAUAAAUAAAUAAAACCCCUAAUACGCUUGCCAAGUAGUCGUAGGAAAUGGAUGAAGACAAGUUAGAUAUACCGUUAGUGUCGAAAGAAACGGCCGACAAAGCGAUUAUUAUGCCACAAAACGCCGCCAGCGCUGAGGCUGUGCUUGGUGUGGGGGUUGGUGUGACGGGGGGUGGUAAUGGUUUAUCCAACGCUGCAGUAGCUUACCAAAAACAAACUGCCGUCAACCCAACGGCAACAACAACAAACGCAGCAGGCGAUGCGCUAAGUACACCGACAACAAUAGCAACAGCGACACCAACAAAAACAGCCACAGCAACAAAUGUCAAUUUGAAUUUAAAUACUCACACAAGUAUAGCAAUGCCAACAAUAAUGUUACAACAACAACAACAACAGCUGCAACAACUACCGCUACUGCCCUACAGCAACAAUACAAAUUUUGUUGGCAACAAUUUGAAGAAUGGCGCACUCGGCUACAAUACGCAAAGUAAUUUAUGCAACGGCGGUAUUGCCGGUCAAAAUCACAUACUCGCACCAAAGAAACAAAACAACUGCAGUCCCAAUGGCCAGAAGAAGGGUACUGUCAUGCUCUCACAUCUGCCCCAGCGGCCACCAGUCGAUAUAGAGUUCGCUGAUAUAUCAUAUUCGGUGUCGGAAGGACGAAGGCGCGGUUUAAAGACUAUACUGCGCAGUGUUUCGGGCAAAUUUCGCAAUGGUGAGCUAACCGCCAUAAUGGGGCCCUCCGGUGCGGGGAAGAGUACACUUAUGAACAUUCUCGCUGGUUACAAAACCUCACAGCUGAGCGGUUCGGUGCUGAUCAAUGGUAAAGAGCGUAAUCUACGUCGUUUUCGUAAACUGUCCUGCUACAUAAUGCAAGACGACAUACUCAUAGCGAAUCUCUCUGUGCAUGAGGCCAUGAUGAUCUCUGCCAACUUGAAGUUGGGCAAAGACAUGAAUUUGGCAGCGAAGAGAGUUGUUGUUGACGAGAUACUCGAAACAAUCGGUUUGAAAGAGUCGAGCAACACAAAGACCUGCAAUUUGUCGGGUGGACAACGGAAACGCCUCUCCAUCGCUCUGGAGUUGGUCAACAAUCCGCCAGUGAUGUUCUUCGAUGAGCCCACUUCAGGUUUGGAUAGUUCAACAUGUUUCCAGCUGAUUUCUUUGCUCAAGUCGUUGGCACGUGGCGGUCGCACUAUCGUUUGCACCAUUCACCAGCCGUCGGCGCGUCUCUUUGAAAAGUUCGAUCACUUGUACAUGCUCGCCGAGGGCCAGUGCAUGUACGAAGGACGCGUACGCGGUCUGGUGCCAUUCCUCUCGUCGCUCGGCUAUAACUGCCCUUCAUAUCACAAUCCAGCCGAUUAUGUGCUGGAAGUAGCCAGCGGCGAGUAUGGCGAAUCUGUGCAAAAGCUAGUGGCGGCGGUCAAAAGCGGCGAGUGUAAGAAAUACAGUCAAAAGGACUACGGUUUGACAAGUCUGACGACGGAUGGUGUACGUGGCAUAUCAAAUGAUAUUGUCAAGGGUGAUAAUUCCAAUAGCACAACAAGUGCAAACAAUGCCACGCUCACAGCGACUACAACGCUCACCAUGGAGGAUGAGAAAUGCAAUAAGGCAGAUCAAUUUGCUACGCAAGCGGAAGGGAAUAUGCUCAAUCAGCCGAUAUUGGAGACACAACAGUCGCAGCAAUCCGACUGCAGCGUUAUCAACAUGAACGUUCCAGCCAGUAACAAUGGCACUAGCAACUCCGGCAGUGGUCUGCCUUACAGCUGCAGUUUCAGCUCGAAGAGUGGGCAGGUGGUUAACACAGCUGCAGAGAAGGCAGCUGCCGCCGGUUGUACCACUUCAUUGCUAGACUCACAUGAGAGCGUCGUAACGCUGCCCAACAGCUCGGGCUUCCCCACAAGCGGUUGGACGCAGUUCUGGAUUCUCCUUAAACGUUCCUUUGUUACAAUCAUGCGUGAUCGUAUGCUGACCCAUAUGCGCCUGGCCUCGCACAUCAUUGUCGGGGCCAUCAUCGGCAUGAUAUACUACGAUGUGGGCAAUGAGGCAUCCAAAGUGAUGAGCAAUGCAGGUUGCAUCUUCUUCACGACGCUCUUCACGAUGUUCACUGCAAUGAUGCCAACCAUUUUGACGUUUCCAACGGAAAUGUCGGUAUUCGUGAGAGAGCAUUUGAACUACUGGUACUCGCUGAAGGCGUUCUAUUUUGCCAAGACGAUGGCAGAUCUGCCGUUUCAGAUCGUCUUCUCCAGCGUCUAUGUGCUUGUGGUCUACUAUUUGACGUCGCAGCCUAUGGAACCCUUGCGCGUUACCAUGUUCGUCUUCAUUUGUGUGCUAACGUCGCUGGUCGCACAGUCGUUGGGAUUGCUCAUUGGUGCUGGCAUGAACAUUGAAGCUGGCGUUUUCCUCGGUCCCGUCACAACAAUACCGACCAUACUCUUCUCCGGCUUCUUUGUCAAUUUCGAUACUAUACCCGGUUAUUUGCAGUGGGUGACCUACGUUAGUUAUGUGCGCUAUGGCUUUGAAGGCGCUAUGGUCUCCAUCUACGGCAUGGAUCGAGCUACAAUGGAAUGCCAUGAAAUUUAUUGUCAUUUCCGCUUUCCCAAAAAAUUCCUGGAGGAGAUGUCUAUGGACAAAGCCGAGUAUUGGAUAGAUGCAGUCGCACUGUUGGGCACAUUCAUCGCUCUACGCAUCAUAGCAUACUUUGUGCUGCGCUGGAAGCUUCAUCUGAUACGCUAAACGAUUAUAGCUUUGUUGUAGUUUAUAGUUUGUAGUUGUACGCUGUAUGUAAUUACAAGUGAAUAUGUAUGUACAUCGAUGUUAUAUAAAUAUUUUAUAAGUAGACAGUCAAAGAAGACAGUUCCAAGAGCAUUUCACGCUGAUUUCAGUUCAUUCGAAAUCAUACGUUUAAUGUUUGCUUUUAUGUAUAAACAAAAUAUAGAAAAUGAAAUUGAUAUUAUUUAGCAACUUGAAUUGAUAUAUUAUAUAAAAUUUAUAAAUAACUUAAAUUUAAUUAUUAUAGAAUUUUUAAGCAUACUGGCCAUGUAAUUUACAAUAAACUAUCUAAAAAAUAUAAAAAAUAAUAAUGGUAAGGUGUAUGGCUGUAUAUACAUACAUACACGUAUGUAAAUAUUAGGUUGCAUGUGUGCAUAACGGUGCUUUAGUUUUCCUUCCAUUCUAUCUUUAUUUUUAUCUGGUACUCCGCAAGACACUUUUUUGUAUGGGAAAAAUUGUUUGGUAUGAAUAAUUGUUAGUGUAGCAUAUAAA
Ceratitis capitata (Mediterranean fruit fly) is the source of this 5078-nucleotide messenger RNA. RefSeq names its product ATP-binding cassette sub-family G member 1 (gene Atet). The transcript has 7 exons. Gene Ontology annotation, cellular component: plasma membrane. The record is from RefSeq and is a predicted model, not a curated record. NCBI's taxonomy places the organism in Eukaryota, Metazoa, Arthropoda, Insecta, Diptera, Tephritidae. Gene Ontology annotation, molecular function: ATP hydrolysis activity; ATP binding; ABC-type transporter activity. Bases 1866 to 4550 code for a protein of 894 amino acids.